AAAAAGAGGUACAAUUAACGCAUGCGUAGUAAGCUAUAUAUUUAGCGGGAAUAAGCAAUCAUCAGCAAAUAAAGCAGAAAGCAGUCACAGCACUUUCACCAAAAAAACAACACAGAAUGGCACCAGAUCUAACAUCGGGUGCUAUUGAGGCUAUAGUUGGUGGAAACACAUUUGAUAGACCUGUCUUGCAGAUUAUUAGCUCAAAGAAGAUAACAGCAGCAGGAUCCAGUGCAGAUAGAUACAGGCUCCUUCUAUCAGAUGGACUACACAGUUAUUCACAUGCCAUGUUGGCCACACAACUGAACAACUUAAUGGAGUCGGGGGAGAUGGACAACUUAGCAGUGGUACAAGUUGACAAAUAUUUAUGUAAUACAAUCCAGGGAGACAGACGUGUUUUGAUACUCCUAGAUCUCAAUGUUUUAGCCAAAGGUAGUGAUGUAGGAGUGAGGCUAGGAAACCCUCAGCAGUUUAAACCUGGGGAAGCAAGAAACGAAAAUGCAGCACAACCCAAUGGACAGCCUGUAGCACAAGCACAGUCCCCUGUUAAAAAAGAACAAUCAAAUACAUCAAAUGGACCCACUUCAGCCUACAAUAGUAGACCUCCACAGAACACAGGCUCUAACUUCAAACAAGGUAAUACUGCACCAGCCAGUAACUAUUCAAUUAAGGCAGCCCCUGGAACACCAGGAACACCUGGCAGUACAAGAGUCCAUUCCAUCGCCAGUCUUACACCAUACCAAAACAGAUGGCGUAUCAGAGCUAGGGUAACACAGAAAUCUGGAAUCAGAACAUGGAGUAAUUCACGAGGAGAAGGAAGACUGUUUAGUGUUAAUUUAUUGGACGAGUCUGGAGAAAUCAAAGCUACCGGGUUUAAUGAGGCUAUUGAUAAAUACUAUGACAUGUUAGAAGUCAACAAGGUUUAUUUUGUUGGCAAAGGAACUUUGAAGACAGCAAACAAACAGUACAGUAAUAUAAAUAAUGAUUAUGAAAUGACAUUUAAUAAUGAUACAACGGUGGAGCUGUGUACAGAAGAUGUUGAUUUACCGACAGUCAAAUUUGAAUUUGUAAAAAUUAACGAAUUAGAGAGUAAAGCACCUGGCAAUAAUAUUGAUCUGAUUGGAGUUAUAAGAUCUUGUGGGGAUGUUGGUACUGUGAUUGGUAAGGCCAGUCAGAAGGAGAUUACUAAAAGAGAGGUCCAACUUUGUGAUCAAUCAGGCAUGGUUGUUAACUUGACAUUGUGGGGAAAUGAUGCCCAGACUUUUGAUGGCUCUGGUUGUCCAGUAUUAGCAGUAAAAGGAGCAAAGCUGUCAGAUUACGGUGGACGUUCAGCAUCAGUGUUGGCAUCAAGUCAAAUGUUGAUAAACCCAGACAUCAAAGAAGCUCACAUAUUACGAGGAUGGUAUGAUCGUGACGGACAGUCGUCAGAGUUCCAGACUUACCGUAAUGAAGGUGGUGGAGCAGGAGGGGGAGGUUCCUCUACAAACUGGAAAUGUUUCAGUGAAAUUAAGGCUGACAACAAUAUUGGCCAAGGAGAUAAGGCUGAUUAUUUCACCAGUAAAGGAACAGUCAUAUUCUUACGUAAAGAGAAUUGUAUGUAUAGGGCUUGCCCCAAAGAAGCUUGUAAUAAGAAACUCAUUGACCAAGGAAAUGGUAUGUUUAGAUGUGAAAAAUGUAAUCAUGAAGUGCCAAACUUUAAAUGGAGGAUGAUUCUAUCUGCAAAUCUGGCCGACUUCUCUGACAACCAAUGGGUGACUUGUUUCCAGGAAUCAGCAGAACUUAUACUAGGAAAAUCAGCCGAUGAGUUAGGGGAUCUGAAAGAUUCAAAUGAGGCAGCAUAUGAUCAGGCAUUUCAAGAUGCAAUGUUCAAAUCCUAUAUCUUCCGAUUGCGAGCAAAGAUUGAAACAUAUAAUGAUGAAAGCAGACUAAAGACAAUAUGUGUUAAUGCUACUCCUGUGGACUGGGCGGAACAAAGCAGGCGAUUGAUAGAAGAUAUUGAGAAACUACAGGCAUCGUGAAAUAUAUGUGCUGCUUUAGACUCUUAAAGAACUAUUAAGUUAUUCCUUGACAGAUGGAUGUCAGUUUUAAAUGUACAAUGUAGAUAUCGGUAUAUGAUAAAACUUAUUGAUCAAGUAUUCAGCAUGAUUGUCCACAAUUAUAAUAGUUAACACAUUCUUGUAGAUUACUUUUGAAUUAAGAAAAUAUAUUUAUGCAAAAUUUUACCAGAGUAGCUAACUAGUUUGAAAUUUACUGUGUGAUACAGCUUAAGCAUUUGGAAAUCUGUCUGUUGUAAACUCAAAAACUUUAUCUGUAUAUCUUAUAAUCUUUUUAUUUAUUUUUUUGUGGUCAAUUUCUACUAAAUAAUGUACAAAACCUUAAAAGUACUGUACAUUAUUCAGACAUGGUGUCGCUCUGUUUUUAUUGUCCAAACUUGUUUUGCAGAAAUGAAAAUUUGCAUUUAAAAUUUUGAUAGCAUUAUUUGUAUAGAGAUUUUUCUGAAAUCUCAAUAAUAAACUACCAUUUUUUUUUACAGAUUAAAAUUGGCUACAAUAAAUUUACAGAAAUUUUUCUUAAAGCUUGUAAGCUUAAAGGCAUUAUUGGACAAACUCUGUAAAAUAAGAAUAUAUAUUCUAAGUGCUGAUUAUUCAUGUGUGUGCUAUAUAAAUUGCUGUAAACUUAUGUUGUUUUAAAGUGCAGACAGUAAAAUGUGGUGGGUUUUUUUU
This is a messenger RNA of Mytilus trossulus (common blue mussel), 2720 nucleotides long. Its product is annotated as replication protein A 70 kDa DNA-binding subunit-like. The coding region runs from base 117 to 2015 and encodes 632 amino acids. Lineage: Eukaryota; Metazoa; Mollusca; Bivalvia; Mytilida; Mytilidae. Gene Ontology annotation, biological process: meiotic cell cycle; telomere maintenance via telomerase; double-strand break repair via homologous recombination. The transcript has 18 exons. Gene Ontology annotation, molecular function: single-stranded telomeric DNA binding; damaged DNA binding. Gene Ontology annotation, cellular component: DNA replication factor A complex; nucleus. The record is from RefSeq and is a predicted model, not a curated record.